Messenger RNA from Aethina tumida (small hive beetle), 1818 nucleotides. RefSeq lists its product as uncharacterized. The transcript has 4 exons. NCBI's taxonomy places the organism in Eukaryota, Metazoa, Arthropoda, Insecta, Coleoptera, Nitidulidae. Gene Ontology annotation, molecular function: phosphatidylserine binding; clathrin binding; syntaxin binding. The coding region runs from base 532 to 1602 and encodes 356 amino acids. The record is from RefSeq and is a predicted model, not a curated record. Gene Ontology annotation, cellular component: axon; synaptic vesicle membrane; dense core granule. Gene Ontology annotation, biological process: synaptic vesicle endocytosis; calcium ion-regulated exocytosis of neurotransmitter; regulation of calcium ion-dependent exocytosis.
AUUAAGGCAAAUUUUGGUUUAUUUUUGCGCACGCGUUCCUAUUAUACCAUUUAUAUUUACGUAAAUAUGCAUAAGCCAUUAAAUACGUAAGUACAUCAUGUAUGUCACACCAGACCUUGCUGCAUUAAAAUUUGAGCUUUGCUACAAGCAAGUAGGUACGCUUGUUUAUGUUCCAAAUAUUUACAAAUCCAAGAAUUUCCUGCAGCAAAUACCCAUUAAAAAUUGAAAUAGAGUAAACAUACAAAAAUUCCGCACCAUAAAAUCAGUAGAAAUCGACACCGUUUAUCCAUGAGUUUAUAUUUGCAGGAGUUUUAAGUACACGCGCAGAUAAGAUAUUGGAAAAGGUUUUUAUUAAGUGAAAUGUGUGCAUCAAUUGAACGUUUUUAAUUAUCGUUUCAUAAACGUGUAAACUAGUAAGCGGACAAUACUGGCCUUUUUAAUUCACUCUAAUUCGGUUAAAUUAUACAUGAUUGUUCACUUGUUCAGUCCGUAUCAUGUGCUAGAUUGCGCCGUUGUGUUUUUGUUGACGAUAUGGAGAAGCAACUUCACAAGUUCUUCAACACUCUGAAGCCUAAUGGGGCAGGAGCGAAUUCGGGUCAACCGCAGAUUGGCUUCAAAUUGACUUAUUGUGAGAGUGAAAAAUUUUUGAAAGUUAAGGUGAUCGGUGCGAGACAACUGCCUAACACCUACGGUAGUGUUAAGCCCAAAGGAUAUUCUGUUAAGGUGACUUUAUUUCCUGAAAAGGAAAAAUUCGAUUCCAAAACAGUCACAGACUCGACGCCGAUUUUCAAUGAGGAAUUCACAUUCCGCCUCCAAUCCUCGAGAAUCAAAGAUGACCCACUUAAAGACAAAUUCAUCUCGUUCACCAUUUAUGCGAACUUGGAAGACGUCAACGAAACGGAAAACAAAAAGCCGACGAAUAUGCUCAAAAGAUUCCUGUCGUUCAACGAUCGGGACGUGGGUAUGGUGGAGCUGAGAAAGAAGUCGUCCAGAUCGGUGCGAAGUAGUUACAGAAACUCGUUGAGCAAUAGAAGGACCAUCGGGGCUGUGACGUACAAGUUGGAGAUCAAGAGUUUUAACCAGGUGAUUUCCGGUCAAGAGAAAAGCACUCCUGAUGUCUGGAGGCCCAUUAAAGAGAUUUCCAGUGGGAUGAUAACGCAAUCCCGUGACGGAACUAAAGGAAGUGUAGAAGUGACUUUCUCGUACGCUUUGAGUGAGGAUAGAAACAAUGAUGUGGUGGAAAUAAGCGUCAACAAGUUCAGAUGCAGCGUCCAGACGAUGCAAGAGCACGAAAGAAUUGGAGGACAAUUAUAUAUUAAAGUGACGGCGUUUGAAAGGGAAGAUUUGGUCCAGAAAAUGAAGAGUGACAAGUUCGAGCCAACUAUAAGUUUAAAACUUGACCCCAGUACCUCAACUCUUAGGGCAAAUAUUGCUGAAUAUAAUUUAGACUAUGUGAAAAUACUGAUAAGGUUGAUGUCCAGGAAUGUUUUGGGGAAGAAGGAAUUAUUAGGCAAAAUAGAAAUUGACAAGAACAGCGACAUUUGGAAGGAAAUAGUUUCAAAACCAUUGGUGAAUAUUACCAAGACAAUAAACUUCGAAUAAAACAGAUGGAAUAAAUUCAUAUUUAUUGUAUUUAUUGAUUGUUAAUUAUGAUAUUUAUUGUACUUGCUUAAUCAGAUUGUUUUAGGCUGUGUUGUUGAAUAAUAACUUAUUAAGUGAAACGUUAUUAAUUCAAGUGUUUAGAUAAAGAAUUACGAUGACUUGUCUCUUUUUAGAAAAUUAACUGAUGUAUUUAAAUAAAUAUAUUUUCUAAUUCUG